CGCAGUGAAAAUUAUUAAAAGACGCCGCCCCUCUGAAAUUUCAGGGCAGAUCUUACCGAGACUCCUUGCUGUCGGUCGGUGAGAACUGAAGUGGUGCAGUAUUCGAGAGUCAUUUUUCUUCUUUUUGCUGUGUAAUCCUACGACUGUGAAAGCAACAUGCGUGAGUGCAUCUCUAUACACGUUGGCCAAGCUGGUGUGCAGAUCGGUAAUGCCUGUUGGGAGCUGUACUGCCUGGAGCAUGGAAUCCAGCCUGAUGGGCAGAUGCCCAGUGACAAAACCAUCGGAGGAGGCGACGAUUCCUUCAACACUUUCUUCAGUGAGACUGGAGCUGGCAAACAUGUUCCCAGAGCUGUGUUUGUAGAUCUGGAGCCAACUGUCAUUGAUGAAGUUCGUACUGGAACAUAUCGCCAGCUUUUCCACCCAGAGCAACUAAUCACUGGCAAAGAAGAUGCUGCCAAUAACUAUGCUCGUGGACACUACACAAUUGGCAAAGAAAUUAUUGACUUGGUGCUUGACAGAAUCCGGAAACUGGCUGACCAGUGCACAGGUCUACAAGGUUUCCUGGUAUUUCACAGUUUUGGCGGUGGUACUGGUUCUGGCUUUACCUCACUGUUGAUGGAGCGUCUCUCUGUUGAUUAUGGCAAAAAGUCAAAGCUGGAGUUUGCUAUAUAUCCAGCACCUCAGGUCUCAACAGCUGUAGUUGAGCCCUAUAACUCAAUCCUCACCACUCACACCACCCUAGAGCACUCCGACUGUGCUUUCAUGGUUGACAAUGAAGCAAUCUAUGACAUUUGCAGAAGGAACCUUGAUAUUGAGCGACCAACCUACACCAACCUUAACCGUCUUAUUAGUCAGAUAGUGUCCUCUAUCACAGCCUCUCUUCGGUUUGAUGGGGCUCUUAAUGUAGAUCUUACAGAAUUCCAGACCAAUUUGGUUCCCUAUCCUCGUAUUCACUUCCCUCUAGCUACAUAUGCACCUGUUAUCUCAGCAGAGAAAGCUUACCAUGAGCAGCUUACUGUAGCUGACAUUACAAAUGCUUGUUUUGAGCCUGCUAACCAGAUGGUGAAAUGUGACCCACGUCACGGUAAAUAUAUGGCUUGUUGCCUGCUGUACCGUGGUGAUGUGGUACCAAAAGAUGUUAAUGCAGCUAUUGCCACCAUCAAAACCAAGCGCACAAUCCAGUUUGUGGAUUGGUGUCCAACUGGAUUCAAGGUUGGUAUUAACUAUCAGCCCCCAACUGUAGUACCAGGAGGAGACCUGGCCAAGGUGCAGCGGGCUGUGUGUAUGCUGAGCAACACCACUGCUAUUGCUGAGGCCUGGGCUCGUCUGGAUCAUAAGUUUGACCUUAUGUAUGCUAAGCGUGCCUUUGUGCACUGGUAUGUAGGUGAGGGUAUGGAAGAGGGAGAGUUCUCUGAGGCCCGUGAAGACAUGGCUGCCCUGGAGAAGGAUUAUGAGGAAGUUGGAGCAGAUAGUGCAGAUGCAGAGGAUGAAGGCGAAGAGUAUUAAAACAGUAUUCUCAAAAUGUACGCUUGUUGUGUCUUGUUUCUUUGUUGCUGAAGUUUAACUUGUAAAAUAAAGUGCCAUUUUAAUUAUGGCUUUGUGUGAAUGUUUACUUUACUGGGUAAAUGCCAGAAUUCUCAUCUUCCAAGUUAAUGCAUUAAGUGCAUAGAGUACCUAAGCUGACAAAUAAAAACUGUACAUGGGUUUUUAUCACUGCUCACCAUUAUACUUGUUCUGUAAGUAAUAAACAUGCAUAACAGUU
Molecule: messenger RNA, 1762 nt
Organism: Bombina bombina (fire-bellied toad)
Lineage: Eukaryota; Metazoa; Chordata; Amphibia; Anura; Bombinatoridae
Product: tubulin alpha chain
Exons: 4
Coding region: 157-1506 (449 amino acids)
Biological process (GO): mitotic cell cycle; microtubule cytoskeleton organization
Cellular component (GO): cytoplasm; microtubule
Molecular function (GO): GTP binding; structural constituent of cytoskeleton
Source: RefSeq, a predicted model, not a curated record